Molecule: messenger RNA, 1341 nt
Organism: Coniosporium apollinis CBS 100218
Lineage: Eukaryota; Fungi; Ascomycota; Dothideomycetes
Exons: 4
Coding region: 1-1341 (446 amino acids)
Molecular function (GO): protein binding
Source: RefSeq, a predicted model, not a curated record
AUGGCUGAUGCUACGCGCCCACUAUCCCCCAACGCUGGCCCCGACAACCCCACACUCCCCGACCUACCCUCUGGCUGGAUAGCUCAAUGGGACUCGAGCUCCCGCAAGUAUUACUACGUCCAGAUCAGCACCGGUGUCUCGCAGUGGAACAUACCAACCAGCGCAGCACCCGCACCACGUACUUCGGCAACUCAUACACCAGCACAACCUACAAAUCCGUAUCCGAUGCCUCAAGAUCAGCGAAUUGGUGGAAGCGGGGAUGGUAUAGUGAGGGGGCCUGAUGGCUCGGCGACGUAUGCUCCGGAUGGCAAGACUGGGGACUCUGAUCGAAGCCUCGGUGGCAUGGCCAUGAACAUGCUCGCAGGACAGGGAAACAAGCAACAGAAGGGAUCUGGUGGUCUUGGAGGCCUCGCGUCAUCCUUCCUUGGCAGCGGGUCGCAUGGAAGUGCACACGGUAGCGGUGGACACGGCGGCUCGGGCAAUCUCGUGGGUCAGCUUGCUGGUGGUCUACUCGGAAGCAACAAGCCCCAUCAGCAGCAGUCAGGACAUGGUGGUCCGGCUGGCGGUCUUGGACAGCUUGCCGGCAGCCUUCUUGGAGGCGGCCAGAAGCCUCACCAGCAAGGGCAAGGACACGGUGCCUCUGCUGGCGGACUAGGUGGUUUGGUGGGCGGCCUUAUCGGCGGACAGCAUGGCUCGAAACCGCAGCAAAACUACGGCUAUUCUUCUUCCGGCCAGGGCUCUUCCGGUACCUAUUCCGGCCAAGCACCGCCAGCACAAUACCAGCCGCCAGGCCAGGGCGGAGGCUAUAACCCCUCACCUGCACCGCAGCAGCAUCAGGGCCAAUAUGGCCAACAACACGAUCAAUACGGCCAAGGCUCCUACGGCGCGUCUGCGUCGUAUGGCGGCGCCCCACCGCCGCACCAGCAGCAGAGUUACGGCCAGCAGCAAUAUCCUCCACCGCCAACCCAGCAGGGCGGAUACGGUGGUCCGCCUCAAGCUGGGUAUGGCGGCCCCCAGUCACAAAGCCAGUACGGUCAGCAGGUGCAUGGAGGCUAUGGCGGAACGCCGUCACAUCAGCAGCAAGGUCAACCCGGACAGCAGCAGAGUUACGGCAAACCGCACGACCAAUACGGCCAGGGCGGCCAGGGCGGUUAUGGCCAGUACCCGCCUUCCUCCGGCCCAUACGGGUCGCAGGGUCAGGGACAGCAAUACCCGCCACCGCCUGGAGGGCAGAGCUAUGGUGGCCAGCAGCAACAUGGUCAUCAGCAAGGCGGCAACCCAGGUUACCCUGGCCAGCAGGGCGGGUAUGGGGGUGGCGCACCGCCCGCGCCUGGGUGGUAG